UAAAAUGGUUCCACAUGGUAGAGGUAGAGGAAUAAGAAGAGUUCAGGAGGAUAAACCGGUCGGGUUGGUUCGAUCAAACCUACAGGAAGGAAGAGGACAAGAGGACGGACGACUGGUUGAUGAUCCACGGUUCCAUGAUGAUGUUCUCCGAAGUCCUCCAGGUGGGGAAGACUCCCCUAUCCCGCCCAAUUUCUCUACAGAUGAUCUGCUGCAGCUGCUGGAGGUGGGGCAGGAUAUGCGUAGAAUCACGAGGUCUAUCAAACACCUCUGCUCAACGGAACAAACCUUAAGAGAGGUCGUCGAUGAAAUUCAUGCAAGAAGCUCCCAAGAUCUCAGUUUUGGUAAAAAUGCUGCAAAAGCGUUCAGUCACGUAAGUCAGCUUGAGGUCUGUGGGAUAAAGUUCCGUGAUGUUGUUCUCCGGUGUAUCCAGAACGAUUUCAAGAAUAGAGCGGAGCUAAGAGAGGGAGGAGAAGAAGGUUAUCUGAGAGCAGUUAAUCUACUUUGUGAAGUGUUCCACAAUAUGCGGUUAGCAGAUGGAACAGUUAUAAAUAUCCUUUCAGUACCUAUUCUUGAAUAUUUUUCCUCUUUACUGGCAACCCCUACCCUAGAGGCAGUCUCGCUCAUUGCAACACAAACUCACAUAAUUGGGGAAGAAGUACAACGGAGUAAGCCGGAUAAGUUCCAGGAUUUCUUGCUCCGGAUCCGGAAGCUAAUUGUUGACCCGGAUAUACGGUUGGACGAGCAGGCUCGCUGCGGUCUACUUCAUGUACUAGAAUCCCACCUUCUCAGAUGGCCGAGUGUUCUACCAGAGAAGGUUGGGGACUUCUACUCUAGUAUUCUUGGGGAUAGGGUUCUUUACAGACCAAACCUGUUCCCCAUCCAACCUACUCAUACUAGACCCAACAGUCAGGAUGGGUCACAGGGAGAGGAAGAGUUCCAAGGGCAUAGACAUGAAGAUCAAGGGGUGAAAAGAAAUGAGCAUCUUGGAGACCCUAGAAGAAAUGAGUUUUCAGUAGGUAUGAGAAGAGAUGAUCAAACAGGAUUUGGAAUGGCGAGAGACAAUCAGAUGGGAGGAGGAAUGAGGAGAGAAGAACAUAUGGGAGGAGGUAUGAGGAGGGAGGACCAUGAAAUGAGAAGAAAUGGAUUAGAAGAAAAUCCAGGAAUGAGAAGGAUUGCCCAUGCUGAUCCUAUUCCCGGGACUACAAACUAUUACAGACCCACAAUGAACAAUGGACCUGCUCCAAGAAUAUUUGAUACUCCUCCCCCAAACAUGAUGCGAAACUUUGCUCCACCUCAGGGUGUCCUUCCACCUCAGCAGCAGUCCUGGAACCCUGCACUGCCAACAGGUCGAUCAAGGUUUUCGGAAAAUCCUCAGUUAAAUGGAGUUGAACGCAUUGCAGCAGACAUGAUGGCAAUUCAUAUGCCUUCUAUGUCACAGGUUUCACCACCGGUGAGAACAGGACGAAGCCAUGGUUGGCAAGCAAUGCCGCCUAUUCUUCCUCCCUCUGGUCCACCACCCAAUAUUCCUACAGCAAUUGUUCCACCUGGAGUACCACCUCACAACCGCCCAAUCAGUGGUUACCAGGAUCCAAGUUUAGGUAGAACUGCCUCUGGAAUAUGGAAUACAACCCCGGCAAAUCAUUCCCCCGCCAUCAACCCUCUCCCUACGAGGGAUGUAUUCCAGGCCCGACCUGGGGGCAGAGAACAUUUUGAUAAUGCAGGGUACAAUCGUCCUGGAGGAUCAGGGCGAAUAAUUUCAGGGUCUCGUGGAGAACAAGGAGGAGGCAGUGGGAGCAACAGCUGGGGAAAACCUGAAGCUGAAGAAUGGAACACAAGAGUAGGUUCUAAUCCAGAACCGGGUCCAGGUAGACAAGGGUUUGAUAUCGGAACUUGGGAGAAUCCAGCUGGAGGAGGAGGAGAAGAAGGAGGAUCUGAGCAUAGUAGUGGAGACCGGAAACCAACCUCCUGGUCAACUAAUGAUGGUACAAGCUCCUGGUCUACAGGUGAUGAUACCCAGUGGGGCACACAGAUGCAAAGGGAUCGGGGGCAAGGAUCUGACCGCAGUGGGGGAGAACAAACUGUUGAUAUUGGACAUUGGGGGGCACGGGAGUCAUCUGUCGCCCCUGAGAAAGAACAGUGGGGUACAAGGGAAACUUAUGCUACAAACGACAAGGGACAAUGGGGGGCUGGUGAUAUCACCGCUGCCCCUGACAAAGGACAGUGGGGCAUGGGUGAAACCUCAUCUGCUCCUGAGUUGGGGAAAUGGGGGAUGGGAGAAACUCCAACUGCACCUGACAAGACUCAAUGGGGACAAUCUGACAUCCCUGAUGUAGGAAACUGGGGGACGGGAGGAACUUCAGGUGCCCCUGAAAAAUCUCAAUGGAGAUCUACCGACACCUCUGAGAAGGUAGAUUGGAGGAAUGAGUCUGUAGACUCUGUCUCUCCAGGAUGGAAGAAGGAACCUGUAAGCAUGGGAAACUGGGCGGAUGAGGUUCCAAGCCCUAGAAGUGACCAGGAGGAAAACCCAAAUACCUCCUACGACGCUAGGAAAAUUGUCUGGUAGAAUUUGACAUAGGGCGUUUUUACAGUUUAAACCCCUGCAUAAAUAUUACACUCUGACAUAUCCCGCUAAUGAUGUUUAAUUGUUGAAUAUAAGAAAUGGAUAAAUUCUUACAAAUCCUGAAUUCAGGAAACGUAAACUUGUUAUUUUAAAUAGCUUAACCAAGAACAAUAACUACUCUUAAUUUUUUUUAGCCAUUUACAUUUUCUGCAUUACACUGUCGUUCUUGUUAUAUCAUAUUCUGACUUGUAUAUAUUAUAUACAUAUACACUACAGUCAUAAUUUGUAUCUUUUCUAUAUCUCAAUGUACUGAAAGUUGUAUUUUUUAUCACAUUCCUGGUUAAAUUUUAAUUACGCGUAUUUUUAAAUUAAAAACUUUAACAUUGAACCGCCUAACUUUAAAUCUAAAUACUAGUCCAAAAGUCAGUAAUAAUAUAUUUGUUUUUAAAUAAUUUCCAUUUGAUGCCUGUAUUGAUUCUCUAAAACCGAUGCAGGAAGGAAUAGUUGGGAUUUGACAAAGAAGUUAAAAAUCAAUGCAAAAAUAUUUAAUAAGUACUCCGCUUCUACUGUUUACUACAGUACAUUAAAUUAAUCAAUAUUAUUAUGUACACAAUAUAUACUUUCGUUUGUGCAGUACACCUAUAGUACAGUUUACUGCCUGUAUAAAAAAGAUCUGAAACCUCGAUAAAAUGAUUGUGUUAGACCAGUGUAAGGUCCUCGUUUAGUCGUAUUUGUAUCAUUGCUGUUACUGUUAUACUAUCGUUUUUCACCCUUUAGUCAAAUGUUCUUGUAUUUUUUACAUAAUUAAUAUUGUCUUUUAUAUGCUUGUAAUCUUAACCCAUACACCAUAUUUAUAAUGUAAAUCAUUACUGCAAAUUUAGUAAUUUUAUCCAACUAAGAAGUAUCUCCAAAAUUAGGUUUUAGGAGUGUAUGUUUUCGAGAAUUGAUCAAAUGAUUUACUUUAUUGGGUGAAAAUGAGAAAUCUUUUUAAAAUUGCAGACUUUUUUUCUUUUAGAUACACCAUCCAAAUUUGGUAGAACAAAUAUUUCCCGUGAAAGCCUACUCAAACAGUGGGUCGUAAACAGUAUUUUAAUGAGAGGGUGUUUAAUAAUGUUCAAAUAUAUUUCCCUGGUAGGGUAAUUUUCCGUUCCCCCCUAUUUCCCAAACCAAGGUACUCCCCCCCCCCCUUAUCUCCAAAGUGUGGUGGGUUGUCUUAAUUUAUUGCAAUAAUAUAAUGGAAUAUUUGUACUCAUGUAAGCUGAAUUUCUCUAAGAAUUUUCAUUCUCGCGUUAAUUUUGCUUCAUUUUUUAUCAUCAAAAUUUCAGCGUUUGUUCUAUGAUAUUGAAACUCACCUCCUUUCAUGCUACUCAAAUUUUUGAUGUCGUCUAUUUCAUUGACUUAAACCUCUAAAUCUUUGAUUGUGAAAAAAAUGGUCAUCUUCAAAGUUUAGGGGAAAUUCAGCCAAAAUAUUAUUCUUUAACGGCUUUGUUCAUAUUAUUGUUGCGGGCCCGACUUCAACUAUUUGAUGUUUCUUAUUUUCAAUUCUACCCGUGUGUGUUUGUUAAAGUAGUUGAUGUGGUUUAUAUAUCAUGCAUAUUAUAUAUUAACAAUUGAAACUAUCGCGCAAUUUUAGAUAAUUACCAUUUAGCAUUUAUAAUUUGAAUUUGCACUCUUUCUCAAGACAUUUGCCUUAUACAUACAUUUUACGAUUGAUUUUGCUCAAAUAUCCAAAGAAAGCAAUUAAGGGCAUUUUAUAAUUCGCUUUACCCUUUUUAUUUGUUCUUGUUCUAUUUAACUUUUUAGUUUUUACUUUUACUUCAUUUUUUAACGUAAUUUUUGGCCGUAUUUACAUGGUUAAAUAGUCGAUUGAUUUUAAGAUCUCCCUUGAAUUUUAUUAAAUUAUGAUCAAUUAGUUACUACCUUUGAUUGAUUAUUGGUGUAUUAGACAAUUGAAUCAUUUAUUGGAAUAAAUCGUACAUCAAUUAAUCAAAUAAGCUUAUUAAUUGGUCCUGAUCAAUUAGGUGCUUAAAAAAAAGAAAUCAACGAAUAUAACCAUAUGCUUAAUCUUAAUCAAUUUACGAUUUUUUAAUCUUGUUGAAUUCCUGCUUGAAGAAAUCAAAACUAAUCAAUUAUUAUCGUAUUUUGUAAAUGUGUAGAGUGUCGAUUGAUAAACCUAACCUGUACCAUCUAUAGUCGUACAUUGUUUGCUGUAUUUGUGCCAGGCAACAUUUUUGAUCUGUUUUUAAAAUGGACUUUAAACGUGUUUUCAAUUGACCUCCACGUAAUGUCAGAUUUACAACGGAGAGACUAUUUGCUUUGUAACAUCAUCAAAUACACUUGAUUAUUGCUUAAA
Messenger RNA from Eurytemora carolleeae, 4913 nucleotides. RefSeq lists its product as uncharacterized. Gene Ontology annotation, biological process: regulation of translational initiation. Lineage: Eukaryota; Metazoa; Arthropoda; Copepoda; Calanoida; Temoridae. The record is from RefSeq and is a predicted model, not a curated record. The coding region runs from base 5 to 2563 and encodes 852 amino acids. The transcript is spliced from 10 exons. Gene Ontology annotation, cellular component: cytosol. Gene Ontology annotation, molecular function: translation activator activity.